AUGAGCGCACAAAGACAUUCCACAGUGUCCCCCCAACCACUGGAUCGCCUUCUUUCGUCUGAUCCUGUUCAAUCAUCUAUCGUUCGCAAUUCCGCCAUGGGUUGGAGCAAAUCUUCGUCACCAAUAACUAGCACUGGAACAACGCCCCUUAGAAUUUCAAAGCGGGAUAGUUCUAAACCAAAUUUUCCUCUUGUUGCUCGUCGAUCUUCCUCCAGUUACAGACAUCUCAGAAACAAUAAUCUUGUCUCCAAAUCUCCUUUCAAGUCUCAAAUCCCAACACCAUCCAAACCUUCUACGUCUUCCCAAAGUAGCGUCGCUUUCCCAAGACCAACGCCGCGCAGAGUCAGUGGCGAGAAACGCCCCCGUCCCGACUCUAUGCAUGACCAAGCUGAGAACGAGCGUCCAUUUGCCCUCAAGCGAGAGCGCCGCCAGUCCAAAGUGUACCAGGGACUCAUAGAGAAAGAGCCUGUAACCAAGAGCCCUUUCAAACGUCAUGUCGCCGAUGAAGAGAUACCACCACCCCCAGUACCCCCCAAGUCCACCCCUAUCCCUAUCCCACCAAUUCCUGAGCCGUCUCCAGCUAGAAAUGCGAAUCCUCCUAGAGCAAUCACUCCCACUCGUUCCUCGCUCGUCACCAAACGCCUCCAUGGUCCUCGAACUGCUGACCAUCCUUCCCUCGAACGCAAGCGCCAGAGACGAAAAACUGUCACCUGGGAUGAGCGUUGUGAUGUCCUCGAGUUUGACCGCGAAGAAGGCGAAGGCGAU
Molecule: messenger RNA, 765 nt
Organism: Suillus paluster
Lineage: Eukaryota; Fungi; Basidiomycota; Agaricomycetes; Boletales; Suillaceae
Exons: 1
Source: RefSeq, a predicted model, not a curated record